This is a messenger RNA of Megalobrama amblycephala (Wuchang bream), 1576 nucleotides long. RefSeq names its product heme-binding protein soul3 (gene soul3). The transcript is spliced from 5 exons. The coding region runs from base 167 to 949 and encodes 260 amino acids. NCBI's taxonomy places the organism in Eukaryota, Metazoa, Chordata, Actinopteri, Cypriniformes, Xenocyprididae. The record is from RefSeq and is a predicted model, not a curated record.
CAUAAAAACGUCACGACUCUCGCCCCUGCAAAACAACACGUAGGAACUGGAGCCCGUUAAUAACGCGAGAUUAGCGAUUAAAUAUCCUCCGGUGCUCCGGUACACGGAGAUGACGGUGAGAUCCGUGUGAGCGCAGGUGAAGUGAACACGAUCGACUGAUUCGGCGAUGGAUCCGGGCGGGUGUCGGAUGAACGGCGGCGGCGGCGGUGAUAUGAUCUCGUUGGAGGAUCUGGAGUCCAUGUCGGAGGAGCAGCUGUCGGACAGUCCCGAGGAGGCGCAGGAGGAGGAGCAGCAGGACAGACUCCUGCGCUACUGGACAGAUGUGGCGCGAGGACACCAGGUGGAGGUGCCGACAGACAUGGCCGAACCCAUCCAGCAGAUCACCUCCAAUAAUGACGGCACACACACACGGGAGCAGGUCCCUUACACACUCCUCACACGCAAGGAGAAGUGCGGUGAGGUGGUGUACGAGAAGCGUCACUAUGAGAAGGCGCACUGGGCCUGCAUCACCGUUCACGAGGACACGUAUGAACAGAGCAUCUGCUACGGCUUCAUGAAGAUCAUGAGGUUCAUCUGUCAGCAGAACACAGCGGGAACUUAUCUGGGCAUGACGAUACCCAUCGUGACGGUGGUCCGCACAGACGAGCAGCACACCACUCUGUCGCGGGCCGUCACUGUGGCGUAUUACCUUCCCACGGUGCACCAGACCGACCCGCCGCGGCCGCAUGACCCCGAGAUCGUCAUCGAGCAGUGGCCCGCCACUAUAGUCUACACCAGGGCCUUCACGGGCGCCACUAACGAGCUGUCAAUCAUGCACGAGAUCAGCACUCUGGCCGAGGCUCUGGACUCUCUGGCCGCCUGCGUCAACGACUCCUUCAUCGUGGCCGGAUACACCAACCCGGCGGCGGCCAAUCGACAGAACGAGAUCUGGUUCCUGGAGAGACCUUGAGCUGCUCACCGAUGACUUAACUUUACCCAGAAUCCUCUGCUCCUCUCAGAGACCAUAUGACAGGUUCAACAUCUGUUCAAACAUCCUAGUUCCUGAUUACCCACGAGCACUGCUCCUCUGAUGUUCGUGAGCUGAACACGAGAAGAAGCUCAUUAACACUGAUUAUAAGCUGAAACUCAACUGGAGGUCAAUCAGUCUGUGAACGCUGUUGCUGUAAGACAAUCACACACACGUCUGUCUGUCGCUCGCUCUGUUUCGCUCUAUAAAUCAACGCUCAUGUAGUCAAAUCAAUAUAAUAGACACACACACACAUAUAUAUAUAUAUAUAUAUUAUAUUGUCAUAGUGCUAUUUUUAAGUAUUUUUGUAAACGUUUCCCUCCCUGUUACUCCUCUAUUAUGUGCAGAUGUCAAACAAACAAGGAAAUGAAGAGUUUUCAGAAUGAAACACAUGUGUCACAUGUGAAUGAAGUUAAUGUCAGACGUGAGACGGGUUCUCUCUGUCAGUGUUUGUGUUCACGGCUCAUGCGAAUGUAAACUCUCGUCAGUAUAAACACUACACCACUGUGAUUUCUGAAUGCUUCUGUUGAUAUUUCUGUUCUGAUCUGAAUAAACUAUUACUGAAUCACA